AUGCUCAUGAUGCUUUUCGUUCAGUGGGCGGUUGAUGGGACAAAAGGUAAUGCCGUGGCGAAAGUGAUGCGCAGACCACUAUGGGAAGGAUAUAGAAUCGAAGAUGACGGCCGAGAGGAAUGUUCGCGGCGCUGUGGGAUGAGCGGGGCGCCAGAAGAGGAGAGCGGGCGUGAGGAAUUGACGAGCGAGAUUAGAAGAUUAAGGAUCAUGGGACUAUUAACAAGGGUCUUUCAGUCGCUGGGCCUAGGGGCUCAAGUCGGGGCAGGAGCAGACGCGUCGUUCAGGAAGGAAGGCGCGAGGCAGCGGGCAGACGGUGAGAAGGGCGAAGAGAAAAGUAUUGAGCAAAGAUGGAAUACAGGAACGGUCAAGGACGGGAUCAAGCGGGCAAGGCUGGGUCUUGAUGCGGUCGACUUGCGGGCUUUGUCAGGCUCAAGGAGCGACGAUACUGGCGCGCUCGGAGGGAUCGAGAUUAGUAGGGCUAAGCUGAAGAAAGGGAGUAGAGAACGAGGGAAGAUGGAGGGGAGGAAGAAGGGGUGGGAUGGGGGAGGACCGGUGGAGUUGGAGGAUGGACAAGUGGGCGUAUUUGAUCGGUCGCCCGCAGGCGCUAGUGGCCAGACACCCACCAAUUCAGGGGCUUGCUCCCGGCUAGCCCUGCAAAAUCCUCGAUGGCUGCAGCACGGGGAAGCAGAAGCUGGUAGUGAGCAGACAAUUAUGCGCUGGCUGCAGAGAACCGCAAAGGAUUCCGUCCUCUAUCAACACCAGGGCGGGCAACUGCCCGGCUCCCUCCAGGACGCCGCCCACAAGCAGGCCACCCAGCGAUACCCGGUGACACCCAGCGAUGGCCCAUGGACGAACCAUCGUGCCUCUGCCUCUGUGCACUCUGUCGCGCUCCCGCCAAAAAUAAGCUGCCGGACAGCAAAUACCCCUUCAAUUGAAACAUGCGCACUCUCAUUGCUCAGCGAACUUCGUCGUCUGCACACCGCAUCCAGCACUUUCCAUCAGCGGCGUCUAUCCAGUCCAGUCAUCGCUGUGGAACUGCCUGCCAACAGCGGCGAGAAGCGGUUAGGCAUGCACAUCAGCAGAAUGAACAUAGUGACACUAAUAAUCGAGGACUGCUUUGCCAUGCACUCGCUCGUUCAUCGUCAAUGCCGAGGACCAGCCGUGCAUGAAGCACUCAGCUUGCUCCUUCAUCCCAACUCAUAUCGAUACCUCCCCGGACACCUCUGCCGGCGCCGGAGGAUAGGAGAAGGAGUCAUCCACGGCGAAUAUCCAGCCCGCAAAGACAGUAGAGAGCGUGCCAGACAGAGAGUCCCUGAGCACCUCGUGUGGCCCCCGUCGCCCUCGUUUCAAGCCCGGGGAUGCCCGUCUCGCCGCUGGCCUGAAACCGUCUCACUAGCGCUCAGCGUGCAGAUUCAUCUCGUCAAGCUCGCCCUGCAGGAACCCAAGGCGAACGCCAAGCUUUGGCCGAGACAGGCGCCGUUGAAACAACCUCCUCCUGACUGCUGGGCUGAGGAUGCCAAACGCCCGUGCGAGCAGAUCCACAUGAUCCUUCGCAAUCCUUCCUUUGCAAUGGCGCAUGCCGCCAUCGUGGCUUUUGAUUGCAUUUCUGAUGGUCCGAUUCCGCUCUGUUCACUCUCGUGUCCUGUCUGCGAAGCCUCUUUUCUACCCGCCCACGAAGACAGCGGAUGGCUUGUUUACAUAAAACGUCUUGAUAGCCACGUUAAGAAGAAGCUCCAAGACAUGGCGAAGUACGGAAUCAAGUGCGACACAGUCUCUAGUUUCCUUGAGAAAGAGACAACCGCUCUGAACCUGGGGUACGGAUUUUGUUUGUCGGCAGCCGUAUCGAUUUGUCCUUGCGGUCGCACUGGCAGUCUGUAUCACUACGACCGCAGACACGCCAUGAUCGUUGAAGGCGCGAUAGCCGUUCCACGAAGAGUUCAGUACAUCCCUAAUCAGUGGGCUGUUAGACAGUUCAUGCUCCUACGGUUACGAAAAACCAUCAGUUCUUUAGUUUCUCUCUCUCCAAUUCUCAAUCCCACCCCUCCUCCCACCGCCAUUGAAGUAGACGUCUCGACUAUAUCACCCAUUUCCAUCCCUCCCUCCAUGAAACACCCCAUCCACCAGCCAACCUUCCAGAAUGUUUCAACACGCAUCCCAAUGACGUCUGCACCUCCCUGUCGCUUGAAAAAUGGCGGCGGGGAUGAUGUUUCGACGAAACGGGAGCCUGGCCUGGGGUUGAUCUUGGCCCAGAAGAGGGUGGUUGAGUGUUUUUGGUUUGCUGGGCUGCCAGUCGGUGUAUUCAUGCGUCGAGGUUGGAGAUCUAGAUCUGGUGCCUAUAUCCAGCGCUGUCUUUUUGUUUCUCGGACUGUUCCGUUUGUGACCGACCCCUAA
Lindgomyces ingoldianus is the source of this 2391-nucleotide messenger RNA. RefSeq lists its product as uncharacterized. The transcript has 24 exons. The record is from RefSeq and is a predicted model, not a curated record. Bases 1 to 2391 code for a protein of 796 amino acids. Lineage: Eukaryota; Fungi; Ascomycota; Dothideomycetes; Pleosporales; Lindgomycetaceae.